CGACAGGAUCUCUAAGCUGGCGGUCGUUCAACGGCUGCCUAAGGUAGUUGCGAUCAUCAAGUCAGCAACUGGCAGGCUGUCGCCACUCUUUUCGACCUUCGCCAAUUCCAUUUGUUUUCGUCUUUCUUACCUCGCGGUUUCCUCCAUUCAAGGAGAGACCGGAAUUUCAAAUCUUCUGGCAUACAAUCGCCAUACAUCCGUUCCGUGCUACUCUUUUUUCCCCAGGGCUUGGGAUGUUACACUAAGCGACGAUACUUCUCCCGUCGCCAUGGUGUCUUUCUGGCCAUGGAGGAGAGACGACUCCUCCCCCGCCUCGUUCGAGAAAACCCUCUCGGCUCUUUCCGCCAAGAUCACCGACUUGCAGUCCUGGCUUGAGCGGACUAGGGCGUCGUCCCGUCGCGCGCGAGUCCUUUCUAUGCUGUAUCUCUCCGUGGGGUACCUGGUUCUCGCCAUCGUACAGUUGCUGGUGGUUGGAUACCAGAAUAUGGGACCGUGGGAUUGGGCCGGGGUAGCAGGAGGCCCUGUCGUGAUAUACAUCAUUCGAACGUCCAUUACCGGAUAUUUCAAUUUCCGAAUCGAGAGCCUCUCUGCGCAGCUCAAACAACAUCACGACGAACGCGCGAAAACGAUCCAGAAGCUGAAAGAUGCCACAAAGUACAACUCGACUCUUGAGUUGCUGGAGAAGUAUGGGGGCUCAGAGGGGAAGCUGGGCAAGGGUGAAAAGAAACCAGUCUCUGGCAAUGAAGGCCAGGAAGACGGUGCCGAACAAGCAGGGCAAGGGCGUAAGCCAAAAGGAGGCGUGCCCGGCCGGACCACCAUGCCCCCUCCGCCGACCGCCAACAUCAGACGACCUGAUGGACCUACUCCGGGUCCUGGAACGCCGCAACCGGGUCACGACCCUCGUUUUGCACCUCCGUCCCCGGGUUCAUCUUGGGUUGCUAGUCUUGAGCCCUCAGCCGAGUUUGCGCCCAACGCGUACGCACAGCCGCCUCCGCCGCAACACUAUGCGCCUCAAAGCGGCCUUGGAGACAACGGUCCGCACUGGUAUGAUCGCAUCCUGGAUCUACUUCUCGGCGAGGACGAGACGGCGCCCAGGAACCGCAUCGUGCUCAUUUGCCAGAAUUGUCGGCUUGUGAACGGCCAAGCGCCACCUGGGACCAAGAGCCUGGCGGAGAUGGGGACCUGGAAAUGCAUGGGGUGCGGCGCGGCAAACGGGGAGGUGGACGAAGGCAAGCGUCUCAUCAAGGAGGUGCUCCGAGGCGCACGGGAAGCCCCGGAUGAUGGUGUUCCCGUAGAACAAAAAUUCAAGGCUGAGGAUGAGGACGUCGAGGACGACGAGGAUACUGGUGAGGCGAUGGAGCUUGGAGAGAGUCAGGGCCAGAGUACUGGGAAGCACAACAACUCGGGCGCGAGGAAACGGAGGAGCAAGAAGGGUUGAGCGAAGUGUCAUCGUAGCAACAGUCAUGCCAACUGCUUGAUCUCUACAUAACCGCCGUAGUACACUGGAGAAAAACACAACCACGCUAAGGGGGUCCGGUCACUGCGCAAACCCGGGCGGCUUCAAACUGUCCACUGUACCUAGAAACAAAUGUUCAUUCAAAGCAUCAGAUAUAGCGUAUAUGAGGUAGUUCUUCCCCCUUGACCAGUAAG
Molecule: messenger RNA, 1650 nt
Organism: Sodiomyces alkalinus F11
Lineage: Eukaryota; Fungi; Ascomycota; Sordariomycetes; Glomerellales; Plectosphaerellaceae
Exons: 3
Coding region: 269-1438 (389 amino acids)
Biological process (GO): endoplasmic reticulum tubular network organization
Cellular component (GO): endoplasmic reticulum tubular network
Source: RefSeq, a predicted model, not a curated record